Messenger RNA from Scedosporium apiospermum, 921 nucleotides. RefSeq lists its product as uncharacterized. The coding region runs from base 1 to 921 and encodes 306 amino acids. Lineage: Eukaryota; Fungi; Ascomycota; Sordariomycetes; Microascales; Microascaceae. The record is from RefSeq and is a predicted model, not a curated record. The transcript has 2 exons. Gene Ontology annotation, molecular function: phosphatidylcholine lysophospholipase A1 activity.
AUGCGCUUGCCCCGUCUUCUGGCAUAUUGUGUCGCUCUCCUCGCCGCGGGCACUUCGGUCACGGCUGCCAACCCGGCGGGUAGUUGCGACGGCCCGAGGGCCGUCGCGGCGCAGCCCGACGAGUGGAAUCUUGACAGCGGCACGUGUGGAACCUCUCACCUUCGGAAACGCAAAGAUACCUUCUUCCUCCGUAUCAUGCCCCUCGGUGCCUCCAUCACCCAAGGCGAGUUCUCGUCGGAUGAGACCGGGUACCGUAAGAGUCUUCGCCAACAACUACGUUUUGAUGGCUGGGAGGUGAAUAUGGCUGGCAGCCGUCAUAGCGGAUCAAUGAGCGACAAUGAUCAUGAAGGCUGGCCCGGCUACAGAAUCGACCAGGUUUACAACAGAGCCAUGGCAUCUGUUCCCGCUUUCCUCCCCAAUCUCUUUACCAUUAACGUCGGGACAAACGAUGCUAUUCAAAACUAUGACGUCGGCUCUGCUGGUGAGCGUAUGUUGGCACUACUCAAGUACUUGCGGUCACAAGUACCAGAUGCCACUUUCAUCCUCUCAACACUCCUACCGCUCAGGUCCCAGCCGAACAACGCACGCUAUAUCAAUACGCAAUACCGCUCUCUAGUCACCCGCCUUCGGGGUGAGGGUUGGAAAAUCGUGCUUGCCGAGAUGGAUGAUGGCUUUAUUACACUAAAUGAGCUGCUAGAUGGGACUCACCCGAAUGAUGGUGGAUACAGGAAAAUGGCCCACCGGUUUUACUUGUCCAUUAGUGACGCCAUCAAAGCCGGUUACCUUGCCGCUCCGCAUUACGCUGGCUUCGAUGAUUCGGCUUCUGUCGCCACCCCAGCGUGUCACCGGACGAUAGGGAGGGUUUGGGGUUCCGCGAUGUUGGUGUUCGCCAUGUUGUCCUCGGGUAAGUUGUAUUUCUAG